CACAUUAACCUGUCGAAAUGUCCUCGAGGGAAAAGGAGGAGAUCCUAGCCAAUGUGGCCUGCGUGGUUCGGGCCCUUAUCACGUCCGCAAAGCCGCCGGUUGGCUUGCAAUCUAUCAUAAGGGACUAUGCCGGCAUCGAGGGGGAACCAAUGCCAUAUCGCCGACUGGGCUAUCCAACCGUACAGGACAUGCUCAGGGACACCAAUGAGUUCAACUUUACCAAAAGCGGAAAUGAAAUAUUCAUCAGCGCCAAGUACAGCGCGAAAACGGCACACAUUGAGUCUAUGGUCAGAGGCCAAAAAAAGAGCAAGUCCAAGCAGAUAUCUAAACCGACUUGCCAAGUCGCGAAACCAAGGCCCAACUUCCACAACAGAGGCCCGACUUCGAACUACCAAAGGACUCUGCCAUCGAUUGUGAAUCGUCCUUCUCCCGUUCACCAUCCGCUGUUGAAUCGCCCUCAGCCCGCACGGCCUCCACUAGUGGAUUUCCCUCUACCCGUAUAUCAGCCAACUGUGAAUCGUCCUCCAUCGAACCUAGCUCCGAUUGUGAGUCGCCCUCCGCCUGCACAGGCUGAAGAUCGAGAUCGCCAGAUUCAACAAGAUCGCCAGGCUCCCCUCAGGGCGGUCAACAGCCCACAAAAACCUCCAGCUGCGCAGGAGCGCAGUCUUCAGCAGCUUCCCAACAGUCUGUUGCAGGAGAUUCAGAAAAAAAUAGAAACAGUUCUGCAGCCAAGGAUCGAAGACAGUCUGUUGCAGGAGAUUCAGAAAAAAGUAGAAACAGAUCUGCAGGCAAGGAUCGAAGCUCAGCUACAGGCACGUUUCGACAAGAAGUUGCAAGCGUAUAGGGAGCAGCACGAGAUCAAACUCCGGGAGCAAGCUUCAGUUUUGGAGAAACUGCGGAAAGAGCGCCAGGAGCAAGAGCGACGCGAGAAAGAAAAGCUGGAACAGGAGAAGUUGGAACGGGAAAAGCAACUGAAGGAUAGAGAGCUGAAGGAAAAGGAACUAAGAGAGCUGGAGAGGAGGGAAAAGGAACGCCAAGACCAGGAGCUUAGGGAAAAGGAGCGUAGGGAAAAGGAGCGUCGCGAAAGGGAUCGCCAAGACCAGGAGCGUUGGGAAUUGGAGCGCCAAUACCAGAAGAUAAUUGAAAAGAGUCGCCAAGACCAGGAGCGCAAAGACCAAGAGCGUUGGGAAAAGCAGCGCCAAGACCAGGAGAGAAGGGAAAAGGUGCGAAAGGAAAAGGAUCGCCAAGAACAGGAACGAAGGGAAAAAGAUCGCCAAGACCAGGAGCAAAGGGAAAAGGAGCGCCACAAACAGGAACAAAGGGAAAAGGAGCGCCACGCACCGGAAAGGAGGAAACCUGAUUCUAAGGAUCUUGAUAUACAGAUAGACGUUAUCAAAUAUCAGAUUGAGGAUCCGAAAACCAUGCGAUCGGCCAAGGUAGACCAGGAGAAGAUCCUGAUAAGCAUUCCCAAUGGCAAGAAUGGUCAGAGCCACGCUCAAAGCAAUGGGCAAAGUAAGCCCCCGCUGCGUGCCAUCCUGGGCAACAGUGCUCCGCUGCGCAACAAUAAUCCCACAACGGCAAUGUCCACUUCUUAUAAGCGACCGAUGCAUCCCCGCAUACCUUAUCCCGGACAGGGGCGUUCUGGGAUGUCUGUUAAUCACAGACUCAAGCAGAAGCCACCCACUGAAGAAUCGAUACCCAGUCCCAAGUCCAUGCCGAUCACACCACCCAUAUCACCGGAGAGCGCCAAGGUAACUCAAGCGGCGGCUGCGCCCCAAGUGGAUGUUCUCCGGGUGCAGGCCACUCAGCCGCCCAAGGACAGCAGACCAGAGAAGCAAAUAUCGAUAACGGCCUUCUCGCCGGACACCGAUUCGGAUCAUGUCGCGAUGUUGAAACAGUAUUGCCUGGCCAACCAGUUCGAUGAACCCGUCUACAAUUACUUUAAAACGCCGUCGGCUUCGAAGCUACACUGCUCGGUGCGGAUCCAGGGCGAGGUAUACAGCACCUAUCCGGAGACGUUUGCCACUGAGAUGGAGGCACGCAAGCGCACCGCCCUCGUCGCCAUCGACCGCAUCAAGCACGCCGAGGUGCGCAAGAAGUUGGCAGCCUGCACCAUCACCGACGAAGAUUUCAUAGACUCUCUGUACGAGGAGUUGCAGAAGUUCCCGCACGGUAUCCUGGGUCACAAGAUGGAGGUGUGGUAUAGCGAGACCUUCCGCCGCCACCUGCCUAGCCACUGGUAUGACCUCGUCGUCGAGUCGAAGAAGAUUCGUGUGGAGCACGGCAUAAAUCCCCGGACUAUAAUAUUUGCCAACGCGCCUGGUUCCCCAGAGCCGGUUCGCAUCACUCCGCCAACCGUUAUGCCAGAGCUGGAGCUGCCUUGGCAACCGAAUGACAGUGGAUCCAAUGACUGGAACAUGUACAUCAGCCAUUGCGAUUCCACCAAGCAGGUGUGGGCCCGUCUCAUCGAUGACAUCGCCAGCUUUGACGAACUUACCACCCACAUGGGCCGGCAUAUGGCUGUGCCGCUCUUCAGACAGCAAGUAGAAACCCCAGCCGAAGGGGACCUUUACCUGGUAGAGAUCCGCGAAGGAUGGAAUCGCGUCCGAGUCCUCUCCGUGGACAGAGAGCAGCGCUCCUGUCGCUGCCACUUUGUGGACUUUGGUGACAUGGCUCAGUUCCAGUUCAACGAUCUGUACAAGUGUCCACCUCAGUUCUUGGUGCUGCCGGCCCAAGCCAUUUGCCUUAGCAUGUAUGCGCUGGACAAGUUCGAGGACCAUCCCCACGCCCUGCCGGUGCUGAUGGCAGAACUGGAUGGCCAGACGGUUGUGGCUCGGGUUCUGACCACGCCGAAGCAGUUCAAGGAGUUGGGCGGUGCUGCCCAGGGGCUGGUCGAGAAGAACAAGCGCAAGGCAUGCCUGGUGGCCACGCUGUAUGACACCUCAACCGCGGAGGACAUUCAUCUGAACGAUCUGGUGGCUGCUAGGAUAACCAAGAGCACCCCGGCCCCUUCUCUGAACGACGAAAAAAUGGUGGUGAAGACCUCGCCGGUCCUUGUGUCGCACAUUACCGAUGACGGAGACUUGAUGGUCUUGCUCCGCAACGACGACCUCAAGUUUGUGGAGCGCAGCAUUGCCACCACAGUGGCCGAUCUGGGCGAGAAGGACAGGGUGCGCUUCUCGGAUCUCCUGCACGAUCGCCACGUCUUCGUGUGCGACGAGUCCGGGGAUGGAUCCAAGCAGUGGUACCGCGGGCGACUUGUGUCCAAGCCCACGAAUCCGGAGGAGGAGACCUUCGACGUCUUCUACGUGGACGACGGCCGGCAGCGAAAGACGCACAUCUCCAACAUCUAUCGCCUGGAGGCGAACAACCGCGCACUUGCUACUUAUCCGCCGCAAGCGCUGCUGGUUGGACUCCACGAUGUCCCCGAUAUGUCGGGUCAGUUGCUUCCACGUCUUCGUGGACUGUUGCCGCCCCGCUGCGAAGCUCUGCUCAAAGUCGUGGUGAAGGAUGGUGCCAAACCCCUGGUGAACUUGUUCAUUCGUGGAAACGAUCCGGAAUCGAUGUACAUGUGCGUGAACAUUGGCCUUCGGCUGGAGUUCGAGAUGCAGAGCUCCACGCGACCAGAAAACUACGACGAUCUUCUCCCGAGACGCAACAGUUUGAGCUCCGUGGUGUCUAGCCAGAGUAGCGGCAGCGACCUGCUUGCCAUUACUCCUCCAGUGACGCCACAAAGAGCAUCCACCCGCGGGGCUGCCACCACCUUUUCGACUGGCCUGCUCAAAGAUUACGAGGCAAUCCCAGCUAUUGGGGCGUUCUUUGAAGUGCGCGUCUCGCUCUCCAUUAAUCCUGGCCAUUUUGCGGUUCAACCUUACAAAUGCUACAAUCAACUGCAGUGUUUGAUGAAGGAGCUGCAGGCACACUGCCAAGGAACCAUGGCCAAGGGGGUGGAGCCCUCGCAACUGGCCAUCGGCGAGGCCUAUGCUGCCCCGGACACCGGUGGCGUCUACCAUCGAGUAAAUAUUCGAAAGAUUUACGAUGAAAUCAUCCAUGUCCGGUUCGUGGAUGUCGGGGAUGAUGGUGUUGUGGCCUGUGAGCAACUAAAGACCCUCCCGGCGGAGCUAAGACUACUGCCCAAGAUGGGGCUGGCUGCUCAACUAUAUGGCAUCAAACUGGAAGAUGUUGUGUGGAGCCAGGACAACUGUGUGCGCUUCCGCAAGCUGACGCUUGGACAGAAGUUUAUUGGAAUUGUGCGGGGCUCGCACAAGCAGAAGGACGGGUCACGUUCCCUUUCCCUGGAACUUGUAGACACCUCCACACCGCAGGAUAUUAAGCUGCACGAGAUUCUCAUAAACGAGAAGCACGCCCAGCCAGAAACGAAGGAAGUCUGAAUUGGAAUUCAAAGACGAAACGAGUUCAUUUUGUUCAUGUUUAUGUUUGCCUAUUUUAAGCCUUAGUUCUAAGUACAUAUAAAUUAUUAUGACGAUACAUUCCGCUAGAUGGAACGAUUACCCUGCACUGCAAAGCGCAACAAUAAACAGUAAGUUAUGGACUGUGCUAUCGAGAAAA
Messenger RNA from Drosophila bipectinata, 4569 nucleotides. RefSeq names its product tapas (gene tapas). NCBI's taxonomy places the organism in Eukaryota, Metazoa, Arthropoda, Insecta, Diptera, Drosophilidae. Gene Ontology annotation, biological process: piRNA processing; P granule organization; spermatogenesis. The record is from RefSeq and is a predicted model, not a curated record. Gene Ontology annotation, cellular component: P granule.